AUGACAGGGGUCGACCUGGAGAAAUGCAAGCGUAUCGUACAAUACUUCUGGGACCCCGAACCCAAGAAUGACACUGCACCAGAAACCCCAAUAUGGUGUCUUGGCCAACAAUACACACCCACACAGCCAACGAACUCUCAUGAUACAGAUCAGCCGGAUCGCGUCGAACGUACAGCAGACGGUGUGAACGACGCAGGCAGUGCCUGGCCCGAGGCCUUCCUGGCUGACUUCGAAUCACGGACAUGGAUGACCUACCGCUCACACUUUGCUCCCAUUCCGCGCAGCAAUAACCCCGAAGCCGCAUCCUCGAUGACGUUCGGAGUCCGCCUGCGUAGCCAGCUCAUGGACUCACAGGGCUUCACAUCCGACACUGGGUGGGGUUGUAUGAUUCGCUCAGGACAGAGCCUACUGGCGAAUGCCCUGUGCAUCCUCCAGUUUGGACGAGAAUGGCGGAGAGGGCAACGGCCCGAAGAAGAGUCGAAGCUGUUGGCCAUGUUUGCGGAUCAUCCCGAAGCCCCAUUCUCUAUACAUCGCUUUGUUCAGUGCGGAGCCGAGUCGUGUGGCAAAUACCCCGGGGAAUGGUUUGGACCAUCAGCGACUGCCCGAUGCAUCCAGUUAGUAUUCCUGCCACAAGCCAGCAUCGCGAAUCGCGUCCCCCAUACAUCGAAGAAAGCUGACCAGACAUGUACCAGGUUACUAUCAAAUACACAAGAACCACCCAUGCUCCGCGUCUACGUGACCAAGGAUACGUCCGACGUCUACGAAGAUCAAUUCAUUCGACUUGCCAGCGACCAAAGCGGACAAAUCCAACCAACGCUGAUCCUCAUGGGUGUCCGUCUGGGGAUUGACCAUGUCACCUCGGUCUAUUGGGAUGGACUACAGGCUGCGUUGCAGUAUCCACAAUCCGUGGGCAUCGCUGGAGGUCGCCCAUCCGCAUCACAUUACUUUGUGGGGUCGCAGAACUCCCACCUGUUCUUCCUCGACCCACACACCACACGCCCAGCCGUACCUUAUCGCCCGAAUGAACCAUAUAGCACGGAAGAAUUGGAUUCUUACCACACCCGUCGACUACGACGACUUCACAUCAAGGACAUGGAUCCCAGCAUGCUCAUUGGAUUUUUGAUCAAAAAUGAUGCUGAUUGGGCUGAUUGGAAAGCCCGAAUCCAGUCCACAACAGUGAAGCCGGUCGUCCACCUCAUCACGGGGGAGCCGCCCAUCGACGCAGGACAGGGCCGGAAAGAAGCGCUGGAUGAAGUGGAAGUUCUAGAUAGUUCUGAUUCCGAUGCAGAGGUACUGGUGUAG
Molecule: messenger RNA, 1302 nt
Organism: Penicillium cataractarum
Lineage: Eukaryota; Fungi; Ascomycota; Eurotiomycetes; Eurotiales; Aspergillaceae
Product: cysteine protease ATG4
Exons: 4
Coding region: 1-1302 (433 amino acids)
Molecular function (GO): protein-phosphatidylethanolamide deconjugating activity
Source: RefSeq, a predicted model, not a curated record